AUGGGUCCAUCCAGGAAUAGCGGCAGUAGGCCCAAGAAGAGGACCUUGAUCCGCUGGGACGACGACCUGAACGAGCUUCUCCUCUUGACCGUGCAAUCCGUUUGCAAUGCCCAGGCUAUCAGAAUCCCAUGGGCUGAUGUCGCCCGUACGAUGGGACACAAUGCGUCAGAGGGGGCGAUAGUACAGCAUCUUGCGAAACUCCGGACUAGGCGUGCCGAUGCAGGUAAAGAAGUUCCUCCGCCCCUUCGCCGCAGUGCUGCCGUAACCUCGAGUGCAUCGUCUGCGUUGUCUUCCAGAGGAAACACCAUCUCUAAAAGCCGUGAGACAUCUAAAUCCAAGCCAACUAGACAGAGUGACAUGAUUCACCCAGACCCUGACCGUGAAGGUGAAGCCGCGAUGAACUAUGACUGUGAUCGUUCAUCUGAUGAUGACUAUGGCAAGACAAGCCGCAAGAGGGCAUCUAAGCGUAAGAGGACCAUGAGCACGACCGAGAAAUUGAGCUUCAAGCACAACCCUGAGGAUACCCAUGUGAAGCACGAGUCCGACACCGAUGGAUUCGCCACUGACGGCGACGAAGGUAGCCCCGACAAACUCUUGGUCCCAGGAGCCAGUUUUCUCAAGUAUCCGAACGACAAGAAAGCACCUUCACUCCCAUCUUCCCCUGGACCAGCCAAGAGUUGCAAAGUCAUUGUACUCAAGUACAAGGCUCGUGAGCAAGGCCCUGGAAGAGAACGGGGUGAGGCUGCUGCACAGUAUCGCAAUACUUUUGAUAAUGAUCCUGAAGGACACCAAGAAGAAUCAUUUUUCAAUUUACUCUGCGAUGACCUCUAUCAGGACAAUUCCAAUCUUGACUUUGUCAACCCCAUCGACACUCAGGGUUUGACCGCAAGCAACGAAGCUGCUGCGAGCCAGACUGGAUAUUCAAUGCAGAUCGACCCACUCGACCAAAAUGCAGUUUCUUUGGGCGGCAUGGCUUUCCAAAGCUUCUUGCCCGAUGUACAUCCCCAAUUCCAGAAUCACAUGUAUCCUAGCCAGUUCAGUGGAAUAUUCUGCCCCGGACUGUUAGGACCAGGUGACACGUCUUUCACCGGCAACUAUUCCAGUGGCCCCCGAUAUCAUCUUGGUGAGAAUAUUGGCAUGAAUGAAGGCUUCUAAAUGGUAAACUGGCACCAGUGAAGGAAUUUCAAACUAACAUGCUUGUCAACGUGACGCCUAGGAGUUCUAUGGCAAUCAUGAUUUUCUUCCGUGCUGCGCCAUGGGGCUCAUUCGAACUUUUGUGUCGUUCAUUUUGGCGUUGGUGGGAUACUCCUUUCAUACGCUGCUUCUAAGUGCACUGGCAGUGAGGGCUGAUCGAUUUGGUUGACUGUCAUUCGAUCUACCAAAGUAUUUCAAAGAUACUAUCUGCACAAGGAGUUUGAUGGGAUGAUUUAACAACUUUCUUAUUCUCGUUUCCUUCCUUUUUUUGACACUAGCUUCUGCGGUUCUUGGGUUGGUCGUUGGUGUUUUCUGCUAUGGUUUUCGGUGUAAACUCAGGGAAUCAUUCCCAGGCUCAUCUGAAAGGUAGAUGAUAGUAAUUCCAGGAUAGUCACGGUACAGCCUCAUCUGCCACUGCCAUACGUCCAUCCGGAAGCAAUGGAAGUAAUAAUAAGAACCUGAAGGAAAAGCUCCCUUUCUCCCGAAGCGCAGCUUGCCA
Molecule: messenger RNA, 1693 nt
Organism: Monascus purpureus
Lineage: Eukaryota; Fungi; Ascomycota; Eurotiomycetes; Eurotiales; Aspergillaceae
Source: the annotation of a GenBank genome assembly